This is a messenger RNA of Paramecium tetraurelia, 498 nucleotides long. RefSeq lists its product as uncharacterized. Gene Ontology annotation, molecular function: calcium ion binding. The record is from RefSeq and is a predicted model, not a curated record. The transcript has 2 exons. Lineage: Eukaryota; Ciliophora; Oligohymenophorea; Peniculida; Parameciidae.
AUGGCAACUUUUUAAUAAAAGUACGAAUCAUUGAAAUAGGAAUUUGAGGAAUUAGAUAUCAAUGAUGAUGGCAGAUUAGAUAAGAAUGAGAUGUUCCAAGUCUUAGAUUCUAAGAUUGGAAAACAAUUUGAUCGAGAGAUUGCUGAAGAAUUAUGGUCUAAUUUAGAUAUUAAUCAUGAUGGUAAAGUGACAGUAAAUGAAUUCAUUCAAAUACUUUUGAAAGCUGAAGACAGUUUGAAAAGUAAAAUAAACAAUUGCAGAACUACUUUAGAAUUAAACUAUUAACAGAAAAGAGAAACAGAAACUAAUUUAGAUUAUUGUUAGUCAAAUGAAAAUUUGAAUAAUUUUGGAGUAAUGGAAGGCAGUCAAUUAUGUGUUAUUGUGAUUCAAGCUGCCAAUCUCAAGGCAGAUGGCAAAUAAUUAGAUCCUUUUAUCACUUUGCAAUUUGAUAAAUUUGAAAAGCAAACCACUUUAAAUAAAGGCCCUAAUCCUAUUUGA